GGCCUCCUCAGCGACCAGUAGGAGCGGCUCUUGUUGAGUCUUGGCUACCGAGUGGAAGCCGACAUGUCCGAGUUGCAGCAGUCGCUGAAGCGGUGGAAGGGGAAGCAAGAUGAAAUGACCGGAGCUUACUGGAGGAAAACAAAAGAAGCCAGAAGACAGGCAACAAAACAAUUCAAAGAAUCGAAAUUCUUGAAGAAGCUUGAGAAACAAAGGGCGGAACAGCAGAAAACAGAAAAGGAUCAAGAGGAAAAAAAGGAACAGAAAGGUCGUCUGCCUACUGUUAGUGUGGCAUUACCAGGAUCAGUUUUGGACAAUGCCCAGUCUCCAGAACUAAGGACGUACUUGGCUGGACAGAUAGCUCGUGCAUGCACUGUGUUUUGUGUGGAUGAAAUUGUAGUCUUUGAUGAACAAGGAGAAGAUGCAAAAACUGUGGAAGGUACAUUCCAAGGAAUUGGGAAGAAGGGACAUGCCAGUGUGCAACUUGCACGGAUCCUGCAAUACCUUGAAUGUCCACAGUACCUAAGGAAAUCCUUCUUUCCAAAACAUCAGGAUUUACAGUUUGCAGGUCUCCUGAAUCCACUGGACAGCCCACACCAUAUGAGGAUUGACGAAGAUUCAGAAUAUCGGGAGGGGGUGGUUGUUGAUAGGCCAUCUAAGCCCAAGAAAGGAUCAUUUGUCAACUGUGGCAUGAGAAAGGAAGUACAGAUUGACAGACAACUUCAACCUGGCCUCCGUGUUACAGUUCAAUUACACAAGAGUGAAAACCCAGAGGCCAAAAAUUUGAAGGGUACAGUUGUCGCCCCUCAUGUUCCCCGGACAGAGUCUGGUCUUUACUGGGGUUACACGGUUCGACUUGCUUCUUGCCUCAGUGCUGUAUUUACAGAGUGCCCAUUCGAAGAUGGCUACGAUCUUACAAUUGGUACAUCUGAGCGAGGGUCAAACACUGACAACACUACACUUCCCUCAUUCAGGCACAUGUUGGUAGUGUUUGGUGGUCUUCAGGGACUUGAGGCCAGUGUUGAUGCUGAUGAAAACCUCAAGCUUACAGAGCCUGGUGUCCUCUUUCACCACUACCUGAACACCUGUCCUGGUCAAGGCAGCCGUACCAUCCGCACUGAGGAAGCUAUUCUCAUCACUCUUUCUAUAUUACGACCAAAGAUUGACAGUGCACUCAGAAGAGCCGAUUCAAGUUGAAUUCAUGGAAACAUUUUACAACACGUCUCUCUUACUCUAACCUUGGAGGAUCAUUAAUUAUCAGCCAUUGCUCAUUCUCCUGACAGAUAUUGCUUAUCUCUAUAUUACAGAGAUCCAUUCCAUCAUGUGUUGCUACGUUUACAUAGGAAUCUGGAGAAUGUUUACCAGAUUAAAAGAACUAUUGGGGAAGAUUUAUAAUGCAUAUUUUCCAACGGUCAUGUUAUUCAUCUUCAAGCAUUCAAGUAAUUUUAUAGAAUGUGUAGAACAGGACCCAAACUGACUUAUCUUACAACUGCUAUUCUGGUGUUUUGUCAAUUUCAGAAUAAAUGGUUUUAUAGACAAGCUGAUAUAGUAUCUCUGAGUAGGAUCAGGAAAGCUUCUUGUUACCCUUCUUGGAGUCACUGAUUAGUGUCACAUUUCAGGUGUAUUGACUGCCAUGCAGAAUCACUCCAGUCUAAGACCACGGGCUGUUAAAUUGUAUUUUUAUGAUGAAUUAUUGACGUAAUAUGUGGAGUAAAGGCUUAUUUUUUUAAAAUAUUUCUGAUUUUUAGUUGAACUGUUACUUUGGAGAAAUUGUCACAGAUCAGGGGCAGACCAUUGAUUAUUCUCAUGAUUUUAUAAUUCUCUUUGGAUUACCCAAUUUCCCUCUUCCUGCCAUCUUCUGUAUUGCUCUGAAUCCUCAAAGAAUCUUAUUGACUGUUUAGUUCUAGCCAAGGUGUUUGGGCUCAACUUAGAGUCAUACAUAGCACAAAUAUAGGACCCUCAGCUCACUAUGGAAAUACUGACCAUCAAGUACCCAUUAUGUUAAUCAGUAUCUGCUCCAUUGGCAGCUGCCUUGAUUCAGGACUUCAAAUUUGGUGUGUAGAAAUUUAAGGGAGCAAUGAAAUUAAUACUUGUGUUUUUUUAUAUACCAAAGGUAACUGCUUCACAUUAGUGUGCCUGAGCAAGUUAUUUGUCAGGUCAAUUGACUCAUCAAAAACAUGGAAUUGAAAAUGCUACUUCCUGA
Pristis pectinata (smalltooth sawfish) is the source of this 2200-nucleotide messenger RNA. It is a transcript of the gene spout1, whose product is annotated as SPOUT domain containing methyltransferase 1. The record is from RefSeq and is a predicted model, not a curated record. The coding region runs from base 64 to 1194 and encodes 376 amino acids. The transcript is spliced from 12 exons. Gene Ontology annotation, cellular component: spindle pole centrosome; mitotic spindle; kinetochore. Gene Ontology annotation, molecular function: miRNA binding. NCBI's taxonomy places the organism in Eukaryota, Metazoa, Chordata, Chondrichthyes, Rhinopristiformes, Pristidae. Gene Ontology annotation, biological process: miRNA processing; maintenance of centrosome location.